AUGCGAUUGUUUCUGAUCGCUGCAACCGGUGCCGCAAUUUUUAUCAGCACUGCACCACGAGAUGUAGCCGGACAGGAAAGUGCCACCGAACGGACAGCUGUUGCUGCUGCCGGAGCAGCCGGUGAAACUGGCGCACCGGUUUGUAACAUCAACGAGAUCUUCAACGGAAGGACAUGCAAAUGCGCACCUGGACUGUAA
Molecule: messenger RNA, 198 nt
Organism: Gongylonema pulchrum
Lineage: Eukaryota; Metazoa; Nematoda; Chromadorea; Rhabditida; Gongylonematidae
Source: the annotation of a GenBank genome assembly